Meloidogyne enterolobii is the source of this 582-nucleotide messenger RNA. The record is from the annotation of a GenBank genome assembly. NCBI's taxonomy places the organism in Eukaryota, Metazoa, Nematoda, Chromadorea, Rhabditida, Meloidogynidae.
AUGGUUUGUAUUGGAAUCUCACGUGCUUUGACUUCUCCUGUUGGUACAGCACAACAAUUGUUAAAUGAUUUGAGGAAUAAUAAAACUUAUCAAAAAGACCGUUUAGAACUUCAAUUUGUUAAUUUUAAUGGGCCAGAUAACAAUAAUGGAGUUUCUUCCUCAAAUGGUUGUGGCGGUGGUGUUGGAGGACAAUUUUUUGAUCUCUUUACUUCUGACAUUUUUGGUGGUUGUGGAUCGUCAGAUGAUGAAUGUUGUUUUACUCCACAAGGACGUUCCCCCAACAAUUUUUGUAGUAAAAAUGGUAUAAUGGGUUCAGAUAUUAACGGAAGAACUAUUUGGAGAUGGAGGGAAAAACUUGAAAAUGUUGUGGCAUUGAAACAAUUGGAUAGAGAUACGUUAUUUUUGGCUUAUGAUAAUCAGAUUCUUAUUACCGACUUGAAUGGCAAUCAAAAGAAGACUGAUUUAAUGCAAACACAUUUUAUUUUUGAUUCUCGUUUAGAAUAUGCAAUUCCUCUGUCUGAUUCUGUUUUGGGCUUUCAUAAACAUGGGAUACAAGUAAGAGACCAAAGGAAUUUUUUUUAA